AAUAAAAAGGUGUCCCAUCUUCCCCGACCCAAUUAUUUGCGCUUAAGGCAAGCAAAUCCAAUACAUCACGGUAAGUUAAAUCAUAAUUGGCGUUGUUACGUACACCUGUUUUUAAUAGAUGACGUCAAAAGAUGUGACGUCACGAAGUGGUGAGGGCGCAACAGAAGAACCCACUUCAACAUGGUGUGUGACGUCACAGAGUCCAGCGACCGUACACUGCUAUACCGGAAUGAAGAAAAGUCAAGAGACAAAGCUGCAAAAGAGAAGCGCAAGAUGGAGAACAAAGAUAAGGACGCCGAUAAAGGAUACUGGUUUGAGAAGGCAGCUCAAAAGUGGAAUUUUUGCAAUGAAACUUUUUGUGAUCUUUUUGUGAUGUACUGCAUAUGUAAAUAAAUUAAACUAAAUUGAAGUUUAUUUUGAUAUUAUCAUUUUGGGAAACAAAGUUUAAACGCAUCAUUUUGGGAAACAAAGUUUAAACGCAAGUAGGUCGAUUUUUGGUUCGCGCGUUGGCAGUAGAGGUGCACUGGCUGCGUCACAAGAAAUCACACGGUUUGAAUUUGUACUUCUUCCAAAUAAAACUUGUUUGUGUGGUGGGGUACUGAAGGACUAAAUCGUAGGUUCCUUGGUAUGCCUCACUGUAGGACCUUACCCAUAUAGAAUUUAAGUGCAUAUACAAUGUUGGGGUAAUGGGCCACUCUGCCCUAAAUCCCAGGUCUUAUGGCAUGCUUCACAGUAGAACUUCACCCGAACAAGCAGGAGUUGGGUAAACCCAUGUUAUAACCAGUAAUUUAUAUCUGGUGUAUGAAAACUAAAUUUAGCAUUUUAAUGUCCUGCCCUAAAACAACAAUCCAGAACCUCUCCUAAAUGUUGUAUAAGACCUUGUUUAUUCUCAUUAAAAACAUAUGUUGUUUUACACAUCACGUUUUCUCUUUAUUGUGGACAAUACAAAAUCCGUUGCUGGAAAAAAACAUAAGUAAUAGGUAUAGUUAGCAAUAGUGAAGCAACAUUUGAUAAGGAGGUGUAAACUUGGAAGUAGUAUGAUAUACAGUAUUUGUGA
Molecule: messenger RNA, 1057 nt
Organism: Ciona intestinalis (vase tunicate)
Lineage: Eukaryota; Metazoa; Chordata; Ascidiacea; Phlebobranchia; Cionidae
Source: RefSeq, a predicted model, not a curated record